Messenger RNA from Tupaia belangeri chinensis (Chinese tree shrew), 430 nucleotides. Its product is annotated as centrosomal protein of 135 kDa-like. The coding region runs from base 86 to 430 and encodes 114 amino acids. The transcript is spliced from 4 exons. The record is from RefSeq and is a predicted model, not a curated record. NCBI's taxonomy places the organism in Eukaryota, Metazoa, Chordata, Mammalia, Scandentia, Tupaiidae.
GGUUGAAGUCCCGGGCCCAGGGGCUUCAAAAUCAUGCCGGGACUUUAAUUUUUGGAAGUGAAUAGAACUGGUUUUGGAAGACAAGAUGACUACAGCUGCAGAAAGAAAAUAUAUUAAUAUCAGAAAGAGAUUGGAUCAGUUGGGAUACCGCCAGACUCUGACAGUGGAGUGUCUACCGUUGGUAGAAAAACUUUUCAGUGACCUAGUUCAUACAACAGAAAGUCUUCGGCAAUCAAAAUUAUCUGCUGUGAAAGCUGAAAAAGAAAGUGCCAAUUUUGAUUUUGUUUUGGAACCUUAUAAGCUUGAAAAUGCAAGACUGAGUAGAGAAAAUAAUGAAUUAUAUCUGGAGUUAAUGAAACUGAGAGAACACUCAGAACAACACAUUAAAGUGCCUUUAAAAGAACCCUCUCAGGACCAGCAAAUGGCGUAG